Molecule: messenger RNA, 2995 nt
Organism: Cryptomeria japonica (Japanese cedar)
Lineage: Eukaryota; Viridiplantae; Streptophyta; Pinopsida; Cupressales; Cupressaceae
Product: DELLA protein GAI
Exons: 2
Coding region: 599-2716 (705 amino acids)
Biological process (GO): regulation of DNA-templated transcription
Cellular component (GO): nucleus
Molecular function (GO): sequence-specific DNA binding; DNA-binding transcription factor activity
Source: RefSeq, a predicted model, not a curated record
CUUUUGUAACUUUACCUUUUUCGAGGUGGAGGUGGGGGUGGGGAUGGGGUAGUAUAUUAAAAAGUCGAUCGGAUGCUCCGGGGUUACGGUUCCGGUUUGAUUACGUCUCUUUUAAGGAGCCUGAGAUUGGGAUUUUCAUGGAUGGACACGAGCUAACCGUAUAGCAGAUGAGUGGGUUUAUAGGUCUUUGAUUAGAAGUUGGGGAAAAAGAAAUUUGUAAGGCCGUUUCAAUUUGGGAAAAAGUAGAUGGAUUGUUGCAGAAAAACGGCGGAAGAACUGGUCGGCAGGUUUGUUUCAGUGACCAUACAAGGCCAAGGAUUGUUUUGGAGGGAGCCGAGAGAGAGAGAGUCUCAGAGUGAGCUAUGGAAAGCAGCAGCAGAGCUUUAGGGCAGGCAACUGGUAGGAAUUUUUUCUAAGUUGGUUUUUGUUUUUUGUUUUUCUGUAGUCGAGAAUCGGAAUAGUCCUGUAGGUGGGUUGGAAGAGAAAUUGAGGAAUUCAUCCUGAGAGCUCUUUUCAGAUUUAGGAUUAAAAGUGAGAUCAAUCAAAGAUCAAAGAUCGAAAAUCAAAAAUCGAAAAUCGAAAAUCGAAGAUCCCCACCAUGAAGCGACAGCACUAUCAGUUCCACCAACAACAGCAGCAGCAGCAGCAGCAGCAACAGCAGCAGCAGCAGCCGCAGCAGCAUCAGAGUAGUCAUGGGUUACAGCAGAGUAGUCAUGGCUUGCGAGUCGGGGCAGGCGUCAAUCCGGCGGCCAUGGCGGCAGCAUCGGGGUCGAAGGGAAAGGAGACAGUGAUGUACAGUAGCAAGGACAGCAAUGGUGGAAUGGGUGUGGACAAAGAGCUGGCCUCCAUGGGCUAUAGUGUAAAGUCCUCUGACCUGUUGCAGGUUGCACAGAGACUGGAGCAACUGGAGAUGGUGAUGUGCAGCGCACAGGAGGAUGGAAUCUCUCACUUGUCAUCCGAGGCGGUCCACUACAACCCGUCGGACCUUGCCGGGUGGAUCGAGAGCAUGCUCACCGAGCUCAAUGUCCCCAAUACUGCCGAUCAUCACCUCGAUCAAUCCUCCACGGCUCGAGAAGCGAGCAAUUCGGUCCCUGAGUCGUCCACCUCGACCUCGCGGCCGGACAGAUCUGUGCAGAACAGGGUUGACCACUUUGGGACCGGGGUCGCACCUGGGCUCUAUGACGGUCUAGACGGAUCGGAAUUUCUGCAGGAUUAUAUGGAUCAGAUGGUGGGUCUUUUCUCCCAGAGCUCCGAUCCCUCCGAGGCUCUGCUCAUCAAUCCUGGGUCAAGUAGCCUGCUGGAACAAGACCAUCAUCAGCAGCCUCUGCCUUCUCGGGACGAACCGUCGCCUCCUUCGACAGUUCUGAUCCCGAGCUCUAGCAACUCAUCCCUGGAAGUCCAAUCGCGAGAACAAAAGCAGCUGCAGCAGCAGCAGACCCACCAACACCAACAGCCACAGGCACAAGACGAUCUGGACGUGACGGGCGGGCGGCGACACAAAAAACGGCUCCGCAGCGAGCCGGAGGCGGAGCGGCUUCUCCCUGCGGAUCGUCCUAUGGUGAUGGGUGCGGAUCCCCAGGAAUCGGGCGUUAGGCUGGUGCAUAUGCUCAUGGCAUGCGCGGAAGCCGUUCAGGAAAACCGCCACGUCGUGGCGGGCAAAAUGGUGAAAGAGAUUCGCAUCAUGGCGUGCAAUCAGGGGGGCGCCAUGGGAAAGGUCGCCACAUAUUUUGCCGAGGCUCUUGCCCGGCGAAUUUACGGUUUCCUUCCACAGGACGCCUUGCUGAACCACAACGACUCCUUGUCUGAGCUUCUCCAUAUCCAUUUCUACGAGACCUGCCCGUAUCUCAAAUUUGCCCAUUUCACUGCAAACCAGGCCAUCCUGGAGGCUUUUGCCGACCACAAGCGGGUGCACGUCAUAGACUUCAAUCUCAAGCAGGGAAUGCAAUGGCCUGCACUCAUACAAGCCCUGGCCCUCCGCCCGGGCGGUCCGCCGGCCUUUCGACUAACCGGAAUCGGUCCAAGACAGCCCGACGGGUCAGACGUGCUCCAAGAGGUCGGCAUGAAACUUGCCCAUCUUGCUGAGUCGAUAAAUGUAGAAUUCUCCUUCAGAGGCUAUGUGGCCUCUAAUCUCAGUAACCUGAAGCCAUGGAUGCUGGAUAUCAAGCCCGGGGUUGAAGCGGUGGCGGUUAACUCCAUCCUCCAACUCCACCGCCUUAUCGAUGAGGACCCCUCUCAACCUUCAUCUUCAAUCGACCAAGUUCUCGACAUGGUCCGAAGCCUCAACCCCAAAAUAGUAACAGUAGUAGAGCAGGAAGCCGAUCACAACCGACCCAUUUUCCUGGACCGUUUCACAGAAGCUCUGCACUACUAUUCCACAAUUUUCGACUCCCUUGAAGCUUGCAGACUCCCCCCGGAGAGCGAACAGCAGGUAAUGUCUGAAAUCUAUUUGGGUCGAGAAAUUUGCAACAUUGUAGCUUGCGAGGGAGCGGAAAGAGUGGAGAGACACGAGCCUCUUAUGCAGUGGAGGCUUCGACUGUAUAACGCCGGAUUUAGAGCCAUGCAUUUGGGGUCUAACGCCUUUAAGCAGGCCAGCAUGUUGCUUACUCUUUUUCCAGGUGGGGAAGGUUACAGAGUAGAGGAGAACAAUGGGUGUUUAACUCUAGGCUGGCACAGUCGACCCCUCAUCGCUGCUUCGGCCUGGCAAUGCUCUUCCUGAGGUCAGGUCUCUCCUGAGGUUUUUAGCUAAGCAAAUUUAAAGCCGCAGCAAUUGAACGAACCCACAAAAAAGUCGAGAAAGAGUUUUUUUUUUUUCCCCUUUUCUUCCCUUUCUCUUUCGAAUCUCUUCUUCCUUUUUAUAUAUGCAGUUUGUAGAUUAAUUAAUAUAGAGAAUGGAAUCGAGCCAUGUAAUAUACUCCAGUUCCAGAGUAAGCAGAUUACAUUAAUUAGAACAUUCCAAUGCCUGUAAGAGUGAAUGAUUACUGCUCUUUCGAACUUA